AUGAGAAGUUUUUGCUUCACAGAGACCCAGACUCAGUGCUGUACCUCCCUUCCAUUUCAGGAACUGGGUUUCGCACUCAACGACCCCCCAAUCCCGAUCUCUCUCUCUCUCUCUCUCUCUCCAAUUUCACUACUUGCAGUCAUUUUCUCUCAUAUCCUUACCGAGCCUAGCAUGCACAACCACAAUCAACAGCAGCAAUCAUUUGCUCUUCAUCAUCCCAAAGUCCCAGAAUUCCCAUAUAAUCGGAAUCAAGCAGAAAGGUCAUCGUUUACUCGACAAUUUUCGGAGGGAAAUCGUGUCAGAGCGACAAGCCACGGGAGAAUUCUCUUUUGGAUAUAACUUGCAAGCCCAUAACUUGUAAUCUUCCUUUAAACUCUUUUGCUUUUUGGGUUGGAUUUGUUCAGAAUUGUAUUUUUUUUUCUUAUGGUUGUCAAUUUUUUGGAAAGAUUAU
Messenger RNA from Ilex paraguariensis (yerba mate), 451 nucleotides. The record is from the annotation of a GenBank genome assembly. NCBI's taxonomy places the organism in Eukaryota, Viridiplantae, Streptophyta, Magnoliopsida, Aquifoliales, Aquifoliaceae.